Messenger RNA from Gadus chalcogrammus (walleye pollock), 2385 nucleotides. It is a transcript of the gene cngb1a, whose product is annotated as cyclic nucleotide gated channel subunit beta 1a. The coding region runs from base 1 to 2385 and encodes 794 amino acids. Gene Ontology annotation, biological process: retina homeostasis; monoatomic cation transmembrane transport. Lineage: Eukaryota; Metazoa; Chordata; Actinopteri; Gadiformes; Gadidae. Gene Ontology annotation, cellular component: intracellular cyclic nucleotide activated cation channel complex; plasma membrane; photoreceptor outer segment. The record is from RefSeq and is a predicted model, not a curated record. Gene Ontology annotation, molecular function: intracellularly cGMP-activated cation channel activity; protein-containing complex binding; cGMP binding. The transcript has 20 exons.
AUGUAUCAGUGCUCGCCCCCCACCGAAGCCCCAUGCGUGGCCCCCCCGGCGCCCACCCCCCCUGUGAAGAAGGAAACGGUGUCAGAGAAGAGCGACAGCAUGAGUCAGGUCGCCCCCGCAGUCACCACCCAGCCCGACACCACCCAGCCCGACACCACCCAACCAGACACAGGACCGGUCGACCAGGUCUCCGAGGUCGUGGCUGAAAUAGAGCGUCUCCAGAAGAGAUCCGGUGGCUGUGCUCCUCCUACGCUCAGAGUGGAGGAUGUAGUCGAGGAUGAAGAGACCAUCCUGGCAAGGCUCAGUGGCGCUUAUCAAGACGGAGCGGUCGACAAGAAGACCCACCUGACGGCUGAGGACGAGGGCCGACCUGCGUCCGCCGCCAGCCUGGCCAGUGUGAUGGUCACCGAGCGGCUGUCUGAGCUGGUGCUGCUCUUCAAAGGCAGGACGGAGUUCCGCAGGGAGCGGCUGGUGGAUCCGGACGAGUCGGAUGAAGAGGACAUGCCCGUCGCCGCUCCACCUCCUCCUCCUCCUCCUCCUCCACCCCCAGAGGACGUGAAGAAGGACGCCCCCGCCGAGGGAGCAGGGGAUGGGGAGGAGGAGAAGGAGGAGCUGGAGAUAUACUAUGACUUCUUCGGGUAUCCCAUCAAGCUUCCUGCGCUGCCCAAGCUGCCCCCCAUGCCUGACUGGCUCCGCGUCGUCUUUGAGUACCGCUUCCCCUCUAGCAUCGACCCGUACACCGACUUUCUGUAUGUGAUGUGGCUGCUAUGCGUGGUCAUGGCGUGGAACUGGAACCUGUGGCUGAUCCCUGUACGCUGGGCCUUCCCAUACCAGACGCCUGAGAACGUGCACCUCUGGCUCCUCAUGGAUUACACCUGCGACCUCAUCUACAUCACCGACAUGGUCGUCUUCCAAACCAGGCUGGAGUUUGUUCGUGGUGGAGACAUUGUGUGUGAUAAAAAGGACAUGAGAGACCACUACAUGACCACAGAGAGAUUCAAGAUGGACAUGAUCUGCCUGUUUCCCAUGGAGGUGUUUUACUACUUCACUGGAGUCAACUCCCUUCUGCGGUUCCCCCGACUGCUCAAGUACAUGGUCUUCAAUGAGUUCAACGACCGCGUGGAGGCAGUGAUGAAGAAGGCCUACAUCUGGAGGGUCAUGCGCACCACGGCUUACCUACUGUACUCCCUGCACAUCAACGCAUGUCUCUUCUACUGGGGCUCCGACUAUGAGGGACUAGGGUCGACCAAAUGGGUCUACAACGGCAAAGGCAACGCGUAUAUCCGGUGCUACUACUUCGCCGUGAAGACCUUGAUCACCAUCGGAGGGCUGCCCGACCCCACCACUGUCUUCGAAAUCGUCUUCCAGCUCCUGAACUAUUUCACGGGCGUCUUUGCCUUCUCCAUCAUGAUUGGUCAGAUGAGAGACGUGGUGGGGGCGGCCACGGCGGGCGAGAACUACUACCGAGCGUGCAUGGACAGCACCGUCAAGUACAUGACCUCCUACCACAUCCCCCGGGACGUCCAGAACCGGAUCAAGACCUGGUACGACUACACCUGGAAGAUCCAGGGCAUGCUGGACGAACAAGAGUUGCUGAUCCAGCUCCCUGAUAAGAUGAGGCUGGACAUGGCCGUGGACGUCAACUACUCCAUCGUCAGUAAAGUAGCUUUGUUCCAGGGAUGCGACAGACAGAUGGUCUUUGACAUGCUGACAAGACUCAAGUCUGUUGUCUACCUCCCCGGAGACUUUGUCUGCAAAAAGGGCGAGAUCGGCAGAGAGAUGUACAUCAUCAAGCAGGGCGAGGUCCAGGUGGUGGGGGGGCCGGACCUGCAGAUCGUCUUCGUCACCAUCCGAGCCGGCUCCGUGUUCGGGGAGAUCAGCUUGCUGGCCGGAGGCGGAGGCAACAGGCGCACGGCCAACGUUAAAGCCCACGGAUUCGUCAACGUCUUUAUCCUGGAUAAGAAGGACCUGGCCGAGAUCCUCGUGCACUACCCUGAGUCCCAGAAACUGCUGAGGAAGAAGGCCAAGACGAUGCUGACCAAGGACAAGAAGACGGACGCUAAGGUGGACAAGGGGACGGUGGAGGUGAUCACGAUGCGACCGCCGACCCCCGAGCUGUUCAAGGCGGCGCUGCAGGUCACCGAGGAGGCGGGGCUUGAGGGAACCUUCGCCAAGCUGAAGAAGAGCUACAUGGCUACCGAGGGCGACGUCCCGCCUCCCUCUCCGAUGCGCCGACGCUCCCCCAUCCCGCGGGCCCCGCCCCCCGGGAACGAGGACGCGGUCUCCGAGACCACCGACGGCUCGCUGGUGAUCCGCAUGACCCCCCGGGUCGGGGGGGAGGAGCUACUCAGCGUGGAGCGGGGCCGCAAGGCCAAGGAGGAGUAG